This is a messenger RNA of Zasmidium cellare ATCC 36951, 1875 nucleotides long. RefSeq lists its product as uncharacterized. The record is from RefSeq and is a predicted model, not a curated record. Gene Ontology annotation, molecular function: ATP binding; nucleic acid binding. The transcript has a single exon. Bases 1 to 1875 code for a protein of 624 amino acids. Lineage: Eukaryota; Fungi; Ascomycota; Dothideomycetes; Mycosphaerellales; Mycosphaerellaceae.
AUGCUACGCCUCUCCUCAUCACGAUGUCCGCACUGGGACGCCAGCGCGCUCGCGAGAGCCUUCAACCUACCAUGGCAGCCAUCAAGGACUGCUGCCACGCUGCAAAAACGCAGGCCAUCUCGCAUGGUGCUGUCCGAGAGGGUGGCUCGAGGAGCCCCGAAGACUGCUCCAACUGGGAGGCCAGCCAGACGGACCAGGAACAGCCCUUUUGCGGGUAUGAACACGACUGAAGUGCCGAGAAGCUUGCAAUACGCGAAGAACAAUCUGUCAGCAGCAGAGCGCAGACGGCAACAACCCAAGGCGAGAAGUGGGAAGAAGGAUGAGAAGGAGAAGGAUCCAAUGAGGGCAUUGAAGAUGCAGCGGCGGUUGGCGAACGUGUCCUAUGAGAAGAGGUCGAGAGUGAAGCAGGAGAUCAUGGAAUGGGACAGCUUCGAUGAGUUUGAUCUACUUCCGGUCAUUAAGGAGUCCAUCUCCACGCAAGCUUUGGGUGGCAUGGCGGAUGUAUCGCCAACACCGAUUCAACGACUCGCGAUACCGACACUUCUGGAGAUGCCGGAUGGCAAGCGGAGGAAGAAGGGGAAGACGAUGCUCGAACCAAAUAAAGAGAUGAAACAGUUCUUGCUCGCUGCAGAGACCGGAUCCGGGAAGACACUCGCAUACGUACUGCCUAUGCUUGACGCCAUCAAGCGAGCAGAGGUCAUCGAAGCCAGGGACGAGGCUAUAGAAGCUGCUGAAGACGAGGAGAAGAAACGUGCACGUGGUCAACUCUAUGAGUUAGAUUCGCCUGUCGAUGAACACUCCAAGGCAGGCAGACCAAAGGCCAUUAUCCUGCUCCCCACAUCCGAGUUGGUCGCGCAAGUGGGUGCUCUGAUCAAGAGCCUGGCGCAUACUGUCAAGUUCAGAUCUGCUAUGAUCAGUGCUGCAUUCUCUGGCACAGUCAUUCGCAACCGUCUAUUCGCGCCAUCUGGCGUCGACGUCGUGAUUGCAACACCUCAUCUCAUCAGCAGCAUCACCGAGAGCGACCCCAACAUCUUGUCAAAGGUCUCCCAUCUUGUCAUUGACGAAGCAGACAGCCUGCUUGACCGGUCUUUCAGCCCUAUCACGUCUUCAAUCAUCGACCGUGCCAGUCCCUCGCUACAGCAACUCAUCUUCUGCUCGGCCACCAUCCCACGCAGCAUGGACUCUUACCUCAGCAAGCGCUAUCCAGAGACAAAACGCCUCGCCACACCAAAUCUCCACGCCAUCCCCCGCCGCGUCCAGCUCAGUGUCGUCGACAUCGAGAAAGUCCCAUACCAAGGAAACCGCGACCUAGCCUGCGCGCAAACAAUCUGGGACAUCGGCAAAGAAGCCGCCGAAGCAGGCGAAGACCGCCAAAAGAAAAUCGUCGUCUUCGUCAACGAACGAGAGAAGACCAUCGAACUCGCCAAAUACCUUUGCUCCAAAGGCAUCGAUGCCAACGCCCUGUCUCGGGAUAGCGACGACCGCAAACAAGCCGAGAUCCUCGCUGCCUUCACAGGAGCUGCAGUCAGCUCUCCUUCCAAACCACCUAAAGACCCUAAACCUUCUUCCUACACUCCAGCAAUCAGCGCCGGCGACCUCGCCGAAUACUCCCCCAGGCCCACUGCCCGCAAACUCGAAAACACCAAAGUCCUCGUCAUGACCGACAUUGGCUCUCGCGGCAUCGACACCCUCCUCGUGAAACACGUCAUCCUCUACGACGUCCCACACACCAGUAUCGACUUCAUCCAUCGUCUUGGCCGUGUGGGGCGUAUGGGACGACGAGGAAGAGGCAUCGUGUUGGUCGGCAAGCAUGAUCGGAAGGAUGUCGUCAAGGAGAUUCGGGAGGGGAUGUUCAAGGGGCAGGCAUUGAUUUAG